Messenger RNA from Habropoda laboriosa, 2551 nucleotides. RefSeq names its product serine/threonine-protein kinase BRSK2 (gene sff). Lineage: Eukaryota; Metazoa; Arthropoda; Insecta; Hymenoptera; Apidae. The transcript has 13 exons. The coding region runs from base 1 to 2445 and encodes 814 amino acids. The record is from RefSeq and is a predicted model, not a curated record. Gene Ontology annotation, biological process: protein phosphorylation; microtubule cytoskeleton organization; intracellular signal transduction. Gene Ontology annotation, molecular function: protein serine/threonine kinase activity; ATP binding; tau-protein kinase activity. Gene Ontology annotation, cellular component: cytoplasm.
AUGCAGGGCAAGGAGAGACCCGUCGGGUCCAACACCCAGGAGACCCAUCAGUAUGUUGGCCCUUAUCGACUGGAAAAGACCUUGGGAAAAGGGCAGACCGGAUUGGUCAAGCUUGGGGUCCACUGCGUGUUGGCCAAGAAGGUGGCGAUCAAGAUCAUCAACAGGGAGAAGCUGUCGGAGACUGUGCUGAUGAAGGUGGAACGGGAGAUCGCGAUUAUGAAACUGAUCGACCAUCCUCACGUGCUAGGUCUUUCCGAUGUAUACGAGAACAAAAAAUAUCUAUAUCUUGUUCUGGAACACGUUUCCGGCGGCGAGCUUUUCGACUAUUUAGUGAAAAAAGGUAGACUAACGCCGAAGGAAGCGAGAAGAUUUUUUCGACAAAUCAUUUCUGCGUUAGAUUUUUGUCAUAGUCAUAGUAUAUGUCACAGAGACUUGAAGCCUGAAAAUUUGUUGUUGGACGAGAAGAAUAACAUCAAGAUCGCGGAUUUCGGGAUGGCGUCGUUGCAGCCAGCGGGCUCCAUGCUGGAAACUAGCUGCGGCUCCCCUCAUUACGCCUGCCCCGAAGUUAUUCGAGGUGAGAAAUACGACGGGAGGAAGGCGGACGUUUGGUCGUGCGGGGUGAUACUUUACGCGCUUCUGGUAGGCGCGUUGCCCUUCGACGACGACAAUUUGAGAAAGUUGCUGGAGAAGGUGAAGCGCGGCGUGUUUUACAUACCGCACUUCGUGCCACCCGAAUGUCAGAAUCUACUCGAGGGGAUGAUCGAAGUCGAUCCCGAUAAGAGGCUGACGCUGGCGGAAAUAAACAGGCACGCGUGGGUGACGGCAGCGGGCAAGGGCGAGCUAGAACUGGAGCUGUCGAUGAUGGACGUGGUACAGACGCACGUUAUUCCGUCCGUGGAUGCGAUCGAUCCGGACGUGUUGCAGGCGAUCGCGAGCCUAGGCUGCUUCAAGGAACGGGACAAGCUGAUUCAAGAACUUCUCAGCCCGAACCACAAUACGGAGAAGGUGAUAUAUUUCCUGCUGCUCGAGAGGAAACGAAGAAGACCGGCGUGCGAGGACGAGCUCGAGGUAAUGAGAGGAGGCAUGAGAGGAUCCGCGGGACAACUGGAGGCGGAUCCACCUAGAAAACGGGUGGACACGUGUCGAGUGAACGGCAGCACGGCCCUCAAUCUCGGAGAAAUUAGCCACGGUUCUCCUCUAACACCCAGACGACAGUCGAGCACGAGGCAUCACGCGCGUCGUUCGCCCAGCACCGGAUGCCACACGCACGGCUCGCAUUCGCACUCCUCCUCGACGCAGGGUAGCUCUCCCUUGCACGGCUCGAACGCCGUCGCAGGAUUGCUCAGUCCUCACAGAGCUCCUCCGAGCUCCCACCUAGGACAGGCGGGAAGCCCUCACAGAAUAUCAACGGUGACGAUGAACGCGGGCAAUGGAAACACGAUCAGCCCGGCCGUCGCGGCUCCUGCACCAGCCCUACCCAACGUGGGAAUAGAGAUAAACGACGUGCAGCAGGUUGCGGUCGGUGUUACACCGCCAGGAUCGCCCCACACUGGAGCCGGCUCUGGUGCCCAUCACUGGAGAUCCAGGUUGACCACCAUCAAGAACUCCUUCCUAGGCAGUCCCCGGUUUCAUCGACGCAAAUUGCUCACAAGUACCGAAGAGGUGCAUCUGACGCCGGAUUCCUCUCCGGAGCUUACGAAAAAAUCGUGGUUCGGUAGUCUGAUGACCACGGAAAAAGACGAAACGUUCACGAUUCUGGUGAAAGGAAAGGCAUUGGCCAGCGUGAAAGCCGACCUGAUCCACGCUUUUCUAUCGAUAGCGGAGUUGUCCCACAGCGUAAGCUCGCCCAUGUCCUUCAAAGUGGAAUACAAACGAGGGAGCACGGCACCGGCCAUGUUCCAAAGACAAGUCCGUUUUCAAGUGGACAUUAGCGCAAUUUCGAAACAACAGAGCGAACCGUUGUUCGCCAUUACUUUUACCCUGCUAAGCGGAAACAUCCGGAGAUUUCGAAGAGUCUGCGAGCACAUUCAGUCGCAGGUCUGCUCGAGGAACGUAGGAAUAAACUUGGGAGGUCAGAGCAGAGCGGCGCCGCCGAGUCCGCGGGCCUCGAGGAAGUUCACCCAGGAGAUGAGCGAAAGUUCGAGCUGCGGAAGCGACACCAGCGAGCGAUUGUUUCUCAGCCCGCAUCCAGCUACCAGACAGGUAGUCUGUUUCAACAAGAUCGACUCGGACAUCGAAUCGGACACGUCCGUGUUCGACGUGAAAUCGCCGACACGUGAGAACGGUCGCAGAAGUUCCACCUCGACGAACAACAAUAAUCCUUUGCCGGGGGACGCGACGCCGACGCCCGGAAGUCCGACCAAGGCGGUGCGCAGCAACUCGGAGAGCCAGAAUACACCGGAGAAGAAAUGCGUGACCACGAUGAGCGGCAACAACAUAGCGUGAUACUACCGGAACUUCCGUUUUGAGUUUCGAUCGAACCUGAAGAACUUAUGGGACAGCGCUCAGAGAUUCUGGUGAGAGAAGCUCGCCGCGAGCACCGAUCCUGAGA